UAGGGUUUACAAAUUCCUGAAGGGGGCUCUCUCUGUCUCUCUGUCUCUGUCUCUGUGUGCAAAGCUCCACGCCCACUACGUUGCCCUCCCUCCUGCAGCUCCGUUCCUUCGUCCCCCUCGGCCGCAGCCGCAUCACCAGCUGCAGCAGCCAUGGCUGGAUUGAAGCUUUACGCCAACCCGGUGAACAAAAAUGCGUACAAGGCCUUGAUUGCCGCCGAGUAUGUGGGCGUCAAGAUUGAAUUCACCGAGAUAACGGACUGGUCCACUACCAAGUCUCCCCAGUACCUUGCGAUGAAUCCCAUGGGAAAGGUUCCAGUUCUGGAAACUCCAGAAGGAUCCAUCUUUGAGAGUAACGCUAUUGCUCGAUACGUUGCUGGCCUCAAGGAUGUCGGCUUGCUCGGUGUCCCUGGGUACAAUAAGGCUCAGAUCGAUCAAUGGAUUGAUUUCGCCGCUCUUGAGAUCGACAUCAAUGCUCGGGCGUGGGUUCUUCCUCAUCUUGGGUUGGGAUUCUUCAAUGAAGAGGUGGAAGCCUUCAUUAUCAACAAUCUGAAGAGAGCUCUUACUACUCUGAACAGUUACCUUGCAUCCCGGACCUACCUUGUUGGAGAAUCUGUAACUCUUGCUGAUAUCGUUCUUAUCUGCAACUUGUCUUUCAUUUGGCGUAGGGCUGCAACUAAGGAAUUCACUGCAGAGUAUCCUCACGUGGAGAGAUAUUUCUGGACUCUUAUCAACCAGCCCAACUUCAAGAAGGUCUUUGGUGAAUUUACCCAGGCAGAUAAGCCUCUGGGACCCCCUCCUUCCAAGGGUGAGACGGUUGCCCCUCCUGCAGCGGAAAAGAAGUCCACCCCCGAAAAGGAGAAGGUGAAGAAGGAGAAGCCAGCACCCGCACCAAAGCCAGUUCCGGAACCGGAGGCUGCUCUUGACGAUGAAGAGGCUGCCCCAGUGAAAAAGACCAAGAACGCCCUUGAUUUGCUUCCCCCUACACCCAUGGUUUUGGAUAACUGGAAGCGGUUGUACUCCAACACCAAGGCCAAGGACUUCCACUUGGCUAUUAGUGGAUUCUGGGAAAUGUUCGAUGCUGAGGGUUGGUCAUUGUGGUUCUGUGAUUACAAGUACAAUGAUGAGAACCAAGUCACUUUCGUGACCAUGAAUAAGGUCGGAGGGUUCCUUCAAAGAAUGGACUUGGCACGCAAGUACUCUUUUGGAAAGAUGUGCAUUCUCGGUGAGAACCCCCCCUACAAGAUCAAAGGAGUCUGGCUUUUCAGGGGGCUGGAUGUGCCACAAAUGGUGUUGGAUGAGGUCUACGAUGCGGAGCUCUACGAGUGGACCAAGGUAGAUAUCACCAAUGAAGAGCAGAAGGCUCUUGUGAAUGCCUACUUUGAGGAGCCAGACACCAUCCAAGGCGAGAAGCUCUUGGAGGCCAAGUGUUUCAAGUGAUAUACUUUUACUGGGUGUCUUUCAUUAUAAUCUGUGCUUGUAGUCCCGUAUUACUGAAGUUCUUAGCAGUUUGUGUAGUAGGCAGUGGCUUGUCCUCAUUUUUGGAACAAAGUCGGGAAGAGUCUGUAAUUUGAACACAAUUUGAGUUGCAUGAUGGAUUCGCCAUGUGGCUGUCCUAGUUCGAGUGCAUCCCUCGAGUCACCUUUGAAUUGACUAGCACUCGCGUUAUGUUUCCCAAGAUCUCCAAUAUUGAAUAAUUAUGGAGGUUUCCCUGUGUUCGAUAAUAUAUCUUGUAAAAAUAUUAUGGUAUCUUUCA
Molecule: messenger RNA, 1753 nt
Organism: Physcomitrium patens
Lineage: Eukaryota; Viridiplantae; Streptophyta; Bryopsida; Funariales; Funariaceae
Product: elongation factor 1-gamma 3
Biological process (GO): translational elongation
Molecular function (GO): translation elongation factor activity; glutathione transferase activity
Source: RefSeq, a predicted model, not a curated record